Messenger RNA from Pipistrellus kuhlii (Kuhl's pipistrelle), 3497 nucleotides. Its product is annotated as intestinal-type alkaline phosphatase-like. Lineage: Eukaryota; Metazoa; Chordata; Mammalia; Chiroptera; Vespertilionidae. The record is from RefSeq and is a predicted model, not a curated record. Gene Ontology annotation, cellular component: plasma membrane. The transcript is spliced from 11 exons. Gene Ontology annotation, molecular function: alkaline phosphatase activity. Bases 141 to 1757 code for a protein of 538 amino acids. Gene Ontology annotation, biological process: dephosphorylation.
AAAGUCCUCUCCUGAUUAAGCCCCAAGAGCUUGCCCUGCAGCUGGUGCCCUGGUGGCUCAGCCUUGUCUAAGUCCCUGCCUCACCAGGUCCCGGCCUCUCUGCAGUCCCAGCUCCUUCGCUGGCCCACCAUCCCUCAGGCAUGCAGGGAGCCCACAUGCUGCAGCUGCUGCUGCUGGGCCUGGGAACACAGCUGUCCCAUGGAUUCAUCCCAGCUGAGGAGGAAGACCCAACCUUCUGGAACUACCAGGCAGCCCAGGCUCUGGACGCGGCCAAGAAGCUGCAGCCCAUCCAAACAGCCACCAAGAACCUCAUUCUCUUCCUGGGGGACGGGAUGGGGGUGCCCACAGUGAGCGCAGCUCGGAUCCUAAAGGCACAGAUGAAUGGCAAGCUGGGACCUGAGACCCCCCUGGCCAUGGACAAGUUCCCGUACAUGGCUCUGGCCAAGACAUACAACGUGGACAGACAAGUGCCAGACAGUGCAGGCACGGCCACGGCCUACCUGUGUGGUGUCAAAACCAACUACCGGACCAUCGGUGUGAGUGCCGCGGCCCGGUAUAACCAGUGCAACACCACACGUGGCAACGAGGUCAUCUCCGUGAUGAGCCGGGCCAAGAAAGCAGGGAAGUCAGUGGGGGUGGUGACCACAACGAGGGUGCAGCACGCCUCGCCAGCAGGCACCUAUGCGCACACGGUGAACCGCGAAUGGUACUCGGACGCAGACAUGCCUGCCCAGGCACUGAAGGACGGCUGUCAGGACAUUGCCACUCAGCUCAUCUCCAACGUGGACAUUGAUGUGAUCCUGGGUGGAGGCCGCAAGUACAUGUUUCCCAAGGGCACCCCAGACCCUGAGUACCCUGGUGACGCCUCACAUCAAGGAACCAGGUUAGACAUGCGGAACCUGGUUCAGGAGUGGCUGGCCAAGCACGAGGGCGCCCAGUACGUGUGGAACCGAACAGCGCUCCUCCAGGCGUCCCAGAACCACUCCGUGACACACCUCAUGGGCCUGUUUGAGCCAAAGGACAUGAAGUAUGAGGCCCAAAGAGACAGCAAGCAGGACCCGAGCCUGAAGGAGAUGACAGAGGCCGCCUUGCGCCUGCUGAGCAGGAACCCCCGGGGCUUCUACCUCUUCGUGGAGGGGGGCCGCAUUGACCAAGGCCACCAUGCGGGAAGAGCCUACUUCGCACUGACCGAGGCUGUCGGUUUUGAUGACGCCAUUAACAGGGCCAGCCAGCUCACCAGCGAGAAGGACACACUGACCCUUGUCACCGCCGACCACUCUCACGUCUUCACUUUUGGCGGUUACACUCUGCGUGGCACCUCCAUUUUCGGGCUGGCUCCUGAGGCAGCUUCCGAUGGCAAGACCUACACCUCCAUCCUUUAUGGCAACGGCCCCGGCUUCGUGAUCAGCGGGGGCUCCCGUCCCAACGUCAGUGACAGCCAGAGCAAUGACCCCAACUACAAGCAGCAGGCGGCCGUGCCCCUGUCGUCCGAGACCCACGGUGGGGAGGACGUGGCGGUGUUCGCGCGUGGCCCGCAGGCGCACCUAAUGCACGGGGUGCAGGAGCAGAGCCUGGUGGCGCAUCUCAUGGCCUUCGCUGCCUGCCUGGAGCCCUACACCGCCUGCGGCCUGGAGCCCCCCGCCAACGCCAGCAUCCCCGGGCCCAGCACCGACGCGGCGCACCCCGGGCCGUCCACGGCGCUGGCCGCGGUGACGGGGGCUCUGUGGCUGGUACUGCUGGGGAGAGUGGUGCCCUGACCAUCCCACUCCCGUGGGCCCCCCUCCGAUGUCAGCCGAACCCCUGCCCACCGCUUCCACCUCGGGCCUCUACCUCUGACCUUUACCUGUUGGCAAUAAAUGAGCCUCAGCUGGUUCAGCGCUGCCCGAGCCCCACCCUGCGGGCCUGAUGGUAGGGCGCCCUGGAGGCUGAGGCAGUGGCUUUCCUGCCGCACCCACCGUCCUCCUAGGUUGCUCCCCGCCACCCUCCACCCCCACCCCCCAAACUGGCAGACUGAGACGUGAGCAGUGUCCAGGCGCCCUGAUAACAGUGGCCUCCUGUCACCCUGCAACUGGCCCUGAGGGUGCUGUGUUGAUGGAGGAGUCACAUGGGGGAGGGGGUCACAUAGGGAGGGUGCACUUCUAUAGGAUCGCUGGGCCUGGUACCCAGAGGAAUAAGUAGAGACACAGAACAGUCCCAAGCCACUCGCAAUGGCCUUUCAGACUAGGAGAGCCGAGAAGCUUUGGGCAGCCCCAGCGCAGCCCUUGCUCCCACCCUGAGCCGAGUGGGCACUGGGCAUAGAUUGGUGACCAGGAGAUACCUUCCCCCAGGGGCCUCUAUUCUGGGAGGGACUCAGGGAUCAUCAACUAAACAGUUAUACAAUAUAUACCCAUGCUGUUAUGUUCUGGAAAGAAAUAUCAUUAGCAUGCGGUGCCACAGAAUGUGUGUGUGAGCCAGGGGAGGGGAAAGGUGACUCAGAUCAGGAGGGCAGGGGGCAGGGAGGGGCUCCCUGAGGAGCAGGCAGGUGCGCCCAGACUGGAGGCAGGAGGGCUUGAGCAAUGCUGAAAGAACAGCGCUGAGGCAGCAAUCAACGCUGCUGAGGCCAGAGGCUGGAUCAAAGGAGAUUUCCGGGAAGCGAGGGGCGAGGCUGGGGGAGGAGCUCAGAACUGCCCCACAGGCUGGUUUGUGAGCGGAGGCUUUGAGCACUGGCAUCACAGCCCUGACUCUCUCGGACUGACGGUGGGGAGAAGACUAGAUUCUGUUUUGUUGGAGGGGGCGGGACAGAAGCAGGAGAUGGGAAACCCCAGGGGAGAUGCGGACACAAACCUGUCUGACCUCCAUCCCAGGGCCAACAUUCUGGGUGAACCCACUCCAGUACAGCUACACUCACUGAGUGUCUAACCCACCCAAAGGGAACAUUUAAAAGAAGCCCAGAAAGGUGAAAUCAACCCUAUUUCCCAAUGCACGUUAACAGAAUUACACAUUUAUUUAUCCAUUGACAAAGGUGCAGAAAACCACUUGGCUCUGACUGGGAAUACUAAGAUGAGAGCAUGCUUCCUCAUUCACUGCCAUCCUGACUAACACUCACAUCGCCUGAAGGCCUGGGUGUCAGGGCGGUUGAGUCCAAUCCUGGGCUUUGGUGGCUGUCACAAGCAUGGGAGCGAGAUGGGAGAGGGCAUCGUCCGCUGGGCUCACUGAGCGCCUCAUCACCGGGAACUCCGUGCACAGGGUGUGCAAAGGGCUGUGUUAGAACCCAGCAGCUGUCUGUCUUCCCUUUGUCCGUCAGUGGAUCUGACCCACCAGUGGGGAGGUGCCACAUGUUUGCUUCAUCAAUGGACUCAGAACACAAGGUAGCCCUACAUUUUAAAACUCUACAGGUUUUAGAAAUAGAUUGUUCUAGAAUUAUUGAUGGCCACACAACUUCAAACAUUCUAAAGGACAUUGACCUGUGCACUUUAAAAGGGUGAAUUUUAUGGUAUAUAAAUCAUAUCUAAAUUUUA